AUGCCUCUCUUUGCGCCAGAAGACGUCAACACUCCAGUCCUAUCUCAAUUCUUCUUGAAGGGCAAGAUCGCAGCCGUUACGGGCGGUGCCCGUGGCAUAGGCGUCGAGAUCGUUCGUGGCCUGGCCGAAGCAGGCGCCGACGUGGCCCUCAUUUAUUCCACCAGCACCGAUGCGCCCGACAUUGCCGUCCAGAUCGCCUCGGCGACGGGCGUCCGCGUCCAGGCCUUUCAAUGCGACGUGUCCAAGCGGGACAAUGCGGCCGUCACCAUCAACCAGAUUGCGACGGAAUUCGGCAACGGUCGACUCGACAUCAUGGUCGCCAACGCUGGCGUUUGCGCCAAUAUCCCCAACCUCGAGUACACGGAAGAGACAUGGCAGAAGAAUAAUAGCGUCAAUCUCGACGGCGUCAUGUGGACGGCCCAGGCCGCGGGCAAAAUCUUCAAGAAGCAAGGCAAAGGCAACUUGAUUAUCACCGCAUCUGUCAGCGCCAUAUUGGUCAAUAUUCCCCAGACACAGGCUGCCUACAACGCGUCCAAGGCCGCCGUGGUGCAUCUGGCCAAGAGCCUGGCAGUUGAAUGGGUCGACUUUGCCAGGGUGAAUUGUAUAUCUCCUGGAUUCAUCUUGACUGAAAUGCUUACGCGACAGCCGAAAGAACUGUUUGAUCAAUGGAUGUCCAUGAUUCCUGGCCGCCGGAUAUGCCACCCUGCCGAGCUGAAGAGCGCAUAUGUUUUCCUCGCCAGCGAUGCAUGCUGCUAUAUGACAGGAUCUAAUAUGGUUAUAGAUGGAGGCUACACGUUGCCGUAA
Molecule: messenger RNA, 804 nt
Organism: Pestalotiopsis fici W106-1
Lineage: Eukaryota; Fungi; Ascomycota; Sordariomycetes; Amphisphaeriales; Sporocadaceae
Exons: 3
Coding region: 1-804 (267 amino acids)
Cellular component (GO): intracellular anatomical structure
Molecular function (GO): oxidoreductase activity, acting on NAD(P)H, oxygen as acceptor
Source: RefSeq, a predicted model, not a curated record